GCUUAUCUGGUUGUGGUUUGGGGGGAUUUACUCGUGGUGCGUCUCUGCAGAUGAAAGAUCUGGUCAUGCAUCUGGCAACUUUAGUGUAGCAGUUCACCAGUAUUUAAAUGUUGGAACUAUUCCUAUCAUUUUACCCUGGAAGUGACCACUUGGAUUUAAACCAACAAACAUCUUGUGUAGUAAUAAAUAAACAUAGUAAUACAAUCUAAAGAUGGAUUUUUUCAAAGUGGUUAUUGGCAACAUCAGUGAUCCAGAACCAUCGAGAAUAAAAUGUGAAGAUACUGAGGAACAGGAACAAAGAGACCUGAUGGAGGUGAGAGAGGAAGUUCCACAACUGAAUAAAGUCGAGGAGAAACAUCAGUGUCCGGAAAAACCUCAUACCUGUCAACAAACUAACAAGAAAUCUUCACCAAGAGGGACUUUCGUGUGCCCUCACUGUGGAAAGAGUUUCAAACAAAAAGGACACCUUGAAUAUCAUGUAAGAAUUCACACUGGUGAGAGGCCUUUCUUUUGCCUUCAGUGUGGAAGCAGUUUUAAACAUAAAGGACAUCUUAAGGAUCAUAUGAGAAUUCACACCGGAGAGAAGCCCUUCACAUGCACUCAGUGUGAAAAGAGUUUCACGCGUCCCACAAGUCUCAAAACUCACUUGCUCUCUCACUCUUCAGAAAAGCCAUACACUUGUGAUCAGUGUGGUCUAAAAUUUAGCCUGGCGGCACACUUGAAAAGACACCUGAGAAUUCAUACAAAUGAGAGGCCGUAUGUUUGUUCUUUUUGCGGAAAGAGCUUCUUAUGGCUGUGCUACUUUAGAGACCACCAGAAGAGAUACGCUGGUGUGAAAGCUCAUGUGUGCUCUGACUGUGGCAGCGCCUUCACUAGAGCCAGCGAAUUAAAACGGCACCAAAGAACCCACACUGGAGAAAAACCCUACAAGUGCUCAUAUUGUGGAAAGUGCUUUUCUGUGUCUGGAAACUUGAAAAACCACGAGAGAGUUCAUACUGGAGAGAAGCCGUACCCCUGCCCUUCAUGUGGGAAGAGUUUCAGCCAAAUUAGCCAUCUACUGAGACAUUUAAAAAAAAGUUGUCACGGUAUAUCCUCAACCGCUAAGUUGAACAGAUUUCGUCCUAGGACCUGAAGUUGAUCACAGUUUAUCAUGCGGUCUAAAGAUAUUGAGCCUAAAAAGGAACAAAGUUUAUUCUCUGGCCAAACACUUUCAAGUAAUUAGUGUGAAUUUAAAAAAUACAACAUUUCCCAAAAUAGCAAUUUCAUGUAAAUUUGCUAAAAUGCUUUACUUGAAGUAUAAUAAUUGAGAUUUAAGCAUUAAAAUAUCCAAAACCGUUA
Molecule: messenger RNA, 1338 nt
Organism: Triplophysa dalaica
Lineage: Eukaryota; Metazoa; Chordata; Actinopteri; Cypriniformes; Nemacheilidae
Product: gastrula zinc finger protein XlCGF7.1-like
Exons: 3
Coding region: 212-1132 (306 amino acids)
Source: RefSeq, a predicted model, not a curated record